ACUGUCACUGGCAUGCUGCGCCAGCAACCUGGGCCCAUUCUCCUAGCCACGGAAAUCGGCAGCACCUUGUGGUGGCAGACGGCUGGCGGCAAGAAUCAGCCGCGCAGCCGGGCCAUGGGCGACUCCGAGAAGACCAUACCCGUCUCCGAGACGCUACAGUCGCUCUCGGGUCAGGGCGGCGCCAGCGCCAGCGCCCACAAGGACAAGCACAUCGAGAACGAUCCCAAGAACACAAAGAUCUUCAGCGUCUCGCCCGACGCCCCCUCCAAGCGCAACCCCGACAAGGCGAGGAACUUGCCU
Molecule: messenger RNA, 300 nt
Organism: Lasiosphaeria miniovina
Lineage: Eukaryota; Fungi; Ascomycota; Sordariomycetes; Sordariales; Lasiosphaeriaceae
Exons: 1
Source: RefSeq, a predicted model, not a curated record